This is a messenger RNA of Carassius carassius (crucian carp), 1320 nucleotides long. It is a transcript of the gene il2rga, whose product is annotated as interleukin 2 receptor, gamma a. The transcript is spliced from 8 exons. The record is from RefSeq and is a predicted model, not a curated record. NCBI's taxonomy places the organism in Eukaryota, Metazoa, Chordata, Actinopteri, Cypriniformes, Cyprinidae. The coding region runs from base 85 to 1161 and encodes 358 amino acids. Gene Ontology annotation, molecular function: cytokine receptor activity; protein binding. Gene Ontology annotation, cellular component: external side of plasma membrane. Gene Ontology annotation, biological process: cytokine-mediated signaling pathway.
UACAUUCAGCAGAUACAUAAAGGUUUGAACAAGGAAGACAGAAACAGACCUAAACAACAAGUGCGUUAUGUGACCCUGUCCAAGAUGAUAUUACUUUUAGUUAGUCUCUUCCUUGGGAACAUUCCUUCCUUUGCAUUUUCUGCGUCCUCCCAGCCAAAAAUUAACUGUCUUAUCAUAAAUCUGGACUAUGUUAAUUGCACAUGGACUGAGCAUGAGCACCGUUACAUUUUCAAGAGCAUGUUUACUCAUAAGGAAAUUUUGGACUGUCCAGAAUAUCUAAGGAUUGAUGGUGUUAAUGCGGUCUGCAAGUUCCCCUACAUAAAACCACAACGGUUUAAUGACUUAAUUACAUGGCUGUACAGUGACAAUGGCAGUUUGGUGACAAAGCAGGAACAUAAGCUCAAAGAAUAUGUGAAGCUUAACCCUCCGUUCAACCUGUCCGUGAUGGAGAAAAAAGACACUGAACUAUGGCUGUACUGGAAUAAUUCAAAGAACGACAGCUGCAUUGAGAGUGAAGUUCGUCACAGGACAGACAACAAUCCAUGGAAGAACACCACUCCAGGCAGAAGGACUACUUUCAGUUUGCCUUUCCCCGCAAAAAAACGCUAUGAGUUCCAGGUCAGGGCCCGAAUAGAGUCAUCCUGCGGAGAGUCCAAGUUUUGGAGCGACUGGAGUGAGCCUGUCUACUGGGGAUCUUUAAAGACCAACGACACCUCAGGUGGUUUCCCCAUGUCUGUGAUGUCACUGGUGCUGUGUACAGCAGGAGCCACAGUUAUUCUCAUCAUACUGUCCUGCUUGCUCGUCCAUAGCGAGAGGCUAAGAAUAAUUUUAAUACCAGUGGUACCAAAUGCAGGACGAAAUGUAAGCAAAUACCUUGCAGCCCUGUUUGACAAUUAUGAUGGCAAUGUUGAGAAAUGGCUGUCCAUGCCUAAAGAUCUGGAGAAUGGCUUCAAACCCAAUUUCACGGAGCGUGCCUGUCCUGUGCGCGAGUACAGGAUAGUGUCCCAGUCCAGCACUGACAGCGAAAGCAUCCUCUCAAACCCAACAGACCUGUCAUCAGAUUACCAGUGCAUGCAUAGCUACUCAUCAGCCUCCACCAUACCUGGGUCUUCUGAAACCAUACAACCCCAAGAUCUGUCGCAAGUGGAUAAUCCAGUCUAAAUCUUCAUCUUAAUCGGAAGCUAUUAAAGUCGAGAGUUUAGAAAUGAGUGUCUUUGACUUUUAGUUUUGAAACUAAAAUCCUGAAAAGAAAAGAGAAAAUAUUUACACCUCAAAAAGGGGUGAUGCAUAUGUUUUAUGAUGAAUCCAAGUAAAAUCCUG